AUGGCACACAGCUGUUUCUCCGGGCCCUGCUUGCCCUCAGCCUCCGCCAACUCCGUCUGCUCCAGUGAUGUGAGCCGCAGCAGCAAUGUCUGCAUGCCCAGCUCGUGCCUGAGGGGCUCCUCCUGGCAACUGGAUGACUCCCCAGAGAGCUGCUGUGAGCCCUGCGGCUGCAGCGGCCCUUCCUGCUGCCCAGCCCCAUGCUGCCUGCCCACCCCCUGCUUCACCCUUGUGUGCCGACCAGUCUGCUGUGUGCCCGCCUCCUGCCAGCCCUGCCCAGCUGUCUGUGCCCCCUCCUGCUGCCAGUCCACUGGCUGUGGGGCUUCCUGCUGCCAAGCCUGUCCCUGUGCCCCCGUGCAGUCCUGCUGCUGUGAGCCCAUCUGCUGCAAGCCCAGCUGCUGUGUGACCUCAGCUUGCCCAGCCCCCUCCUGCUGCCCAGUGCCCUCCUGUUGCCAACCUUCCUGCUGUGUGUCUCUCACCUGCCAGCCAGCAUGCAGCCCAGCCACCUGCUGUGUGCCUCUCUCCUGCAAACCCACCUGCUGCACCACCUCCUCCUCCUGCUGCUGCUGUGGCCCCUCUUGCUGCCAGCCAGUGUGCAAACCAGCCACCUGUUGUGUGCCUCUCUCCUGCAAACCCACCUGCUGCACCACCUCCUCUUCUUCCUGCUGCUGUGCCCCCUCCUGCUGCUGCCCCACCUCCUCUGUGUCCCUCAUCUGCCGGCCCACCUGCUGCAGACCCUCCUGCUGCUCCACCUCCUGUGGCCAGAAAUCCUGCUGUUGA
This is a messenger RNA of Monodelphis domestica (gray short-tailed opossum), 777 nucleotides long. RefSeq lists its product as uncharacterized. Gene Ontology annotation, cellular component: keratin filament. The record is from RefSeq and is a predicted model, not a curated record. NCBI's taxonomy places the organism in Eukaryota, Metazoa, Chordata, Mammalia, Didelphimorphia, Didelphidae.